Molecule: messenger RNA, 800 nt
Organism: Moneuplotes crassus
Lineage: Eukaryota; Ciliophora; Spirotrichea; Euplotida; Euplotidae
Source: the annotation of a GenBank genome assembly
UGAAAUGGAGCACAGAAUUUAGCUCUAUCCAACAGACAUGAAUAGGAGAGAAAGGUCAGAGAAGGAUAUACAGCAAAGUAACAAGCAAGUUGAAUCAAAAAUAUUUCAGACUGUCUAUUUCAAUUUUUAUCCUGGUGUAUUUGAGACUCUUUCAUUUGGCCCAGAAUAUGAAGAAGAAGCUUUCGAUCCAUCCAUCAACUGGGUUUUUUAUGAAAAGAAAGAAUAUGAUUUUGUGAAAUCUAUAUUGCCAUUUGUUGGCUUUGAUAUUGAAAAAAUUGUUUUUAGAGUAUUAAAGAAGGAUAAACAUAUUUCUAACUUUCUUAAAUCUUCUUUCAUCCAUAAAAUUGAUGAACUUAUAUUUAGUUCCUCUAGAUAUUCUAUGCUCCCCUUUUCAUUUAUUUUGAUCAAAUAAUUAUAGCCAGUUCUAAAGUGAAAAGGAAAUUUGCAUUAAAAGGAUUUUUUAUAAAUUUCCGCAAUUAAAAACACUUAUAACUUACUGAAAAUUUAUAAAGCUUUAGGACAUUAAUAAUUGCAAAAUUUCAGUUCCAUCUAUUCCGGAUUUUUCUAAAUCUCUUCAGAAUGCUCAGGUUAAGGAACUUUCUCUCUCAUUUACUUGAUAUGGAAAUGAAAAUGAUUAAGAGAAUAAUUUCCAGAAUUUUCAUAAUUUGAUCAAAGGGCUAGGGACUUCAAUUGACCUAAAAUGGUAUCUUCAAAAAAUCUUACUUCAUAAUUAUGACGAAAACAGAGAAGCAGUUGGAAAGUUAUCGAGAAGCAACGGAUUUGAUAUGGUGGAUCUUGAA